Fimicolochytrium jonesii is the source of this 2580-nucleotide messenger RNA. RefSeq names its product RNA polymerase I-specific transcription initiation factor RRN3. Lineage: Eukaryota; Fungi; Chytridiomycota; Chytridiomycetes; Spizellomycetales; Powellomycetaceae. Gene Ontology annotation, cellular component: nucleus. Gene Ontology annotation, molecular function: RNA polymerase I core binding; RNA polymerase I general transcription initiation factor activity. The coding region runs from base 1 to 2307 and encodes 768 amino acids. Gene Ontology annotation, biological process: transcription initiation at RNA polymerase I promoter. The transcript is spliced from 4 exons. The record is from RefSeq and is a predicted model, not a curated record.
AUGGUCUCCGCCGUAGCCACGGACCCACGGACACCGUUGGCAGCCCCAACUAUCCUUCGGCGGUCGCACUCCGAAGGACCAGCCUCGGCUCUCAAGUCACAGCAGAAGACUGUUAGGUUCGAUAUGCCAUCUCCGACGCCUAGUUCUCCGGGGCAGCCCGCACUGACCGAACGACAGAUAGUCCUGGGAGGGGAGGCGACGGAUGCGCCACUUAUUGCUAAAUAUCUGUUAUUGGCUUUGAAGCAGAAAAGCGAGGGGAACCAAACCUUAUAUUACGAAAUAUUACACCUACUCACGCGGAAAGCACCACCGGGGCCGAUAAUCCAGCCAGAGACCCUGAUACAUUGGCUUCGAGCGUUCUCACACAUUGUGUCCAGCCUCACAUCUGCCUUCAGCUCAAUGAUUGACGCCGUGCUGUCGGUGGAGUGGGUGACACAAAGCGAAGAAACAAUUUACAUAUUUAAGCACCUACUGGAAAACCUUGUUAGUGCACACGCUGUGCAUGUGCUGCCCGUCGCCAAGUUGUUGGUGAAGAAUCUGAGGAAAGCACCAGCAUCUACCACCUCGACCGUUUCCCCGUCAGUGCACUUCGAUCGGGUCCAUAACAUGCUACAAGGCGUACUAGCCCUCAUCCCAACCGGUCCCUCCUUCAUGCUACCCAUUGUGACGCAAAACUUCCCGCACAAAAGUGAAUCGAUGGAAACACAUGUAUAUUACCUCCGAAAUGUGCUGAGAAUGAUCGAUUACGCACCCGUGCUGCGAGAUCAGGUCCUGGCCCUGAUUGUAGACAGGAUUGUGCAAGUGGACGUCGAGAUCCAGGUCGAGUUGGAUGACUUGGAUGACGAGGUGUGGGCACAGGUCCAGGAGGCCGUCCUUGAGACCGAUCACGAGAACAGCGACGGGCUGUGGUCUCGCAAAAUGAGCGAUGUGGCGAUGAGCUUGUCACCGUCGUCGCGGCCAUCAGCCUUCACGCACCCAAACGGAGAAUACGACCCACUGAUGGACGAGCUCAACGAACAGGACAUGUUCCUCGAUUCGGAUGCAGGGAGCGAUAACGACGACGACGACGAUGGAGGAAUCACGCCAAUAGCAACGAAUUUGAAAGAAGUCGUCGAGAAGCUCGACGCGAUGCUCCGGCUGGUGUUUAGCUACCUGCGCGACUUUGCCUCACAAAAUCCGGGAGACGAACUACGGGCCCUCUUCGACUCGUUCCUGCUCAUCUUUGAACGGACUAUCCUCCCCACCCACAAAUUGCGAUGCACACAGUUCCUCUGGUUCUACGCGGUAUCCCUCGACCCCACCUUCCCUGAGCUCUUCAUGGGCCUGCUGGUGAGCAAACUCUUCGACGUCUCCGCACCCAGCGUGAUCCGCAUCUCCGCAUCGGCGUACCUCGGCUCCUUCAUCGCUCGGGCCAACUUCCUUAAUCAGUCCUCGGUGCGGACGUGUUUAAAGCUCCUGCACGGCUGGACGUACGCGUACGUGGAGAACAACGAGGCGACGGGCGCCGGCGGGCUGGGGAUGGGGUACCUGACGGUCCCGGAUACGGAACGCUAUGGCGUGUUUUAUUCGGCUGUGCAGGCGGUGGUGUAUGUGUUUUGCUUUAGGUGGAAGCAGCUGAUGGAGAGUAGGGAGUGGGAUGGCCGGUUGGAUGGGUUGAGAGGUUAUGGGAUGCUGCCGCCGGAGAUGAGUGGGUUUCAGAGGGUGUUGAUGUCGAGAUUUGCUCCGUUUAGGAUCUGCGCAAAACCUAUCGUCAUGGAAUUCGCCCGCAUCACACACAAACUCGACAUCAUGUAUUGCUUCCCCCUCAUCGCCGGCACCGGCACACCCACCGCCUCCCUCUCCACCCCUACUCUCCUCACCACCUCCGCCUCCUCCAACUCCCUCCACGACGCCACCACCAACCCAUCCGCAACCGCCCGCCGCCCAUUCCUCCCGCACUCGGCCUCGCUGCCCCACAUACCCGCCGCCCAAACAAAUUUGCCACCCACUUCAACAGCAGCAGCGACAACAACACCCCAACCACCACCACCAACCCAAACACCCACAACCGACCGCCUCGACGCCUUCUUUCCCUUCGACCCCAUCACCCUCCCCGCCUCCCGCCGGUUCGUCGACCCGCUUUACCAGCCGUGGGAGAACGACGAGGACGAGGAUGAUGAGAGCAGCGACGAGGAGGACGAGGACGACGAUGAUGCCGUGAUGGAUGUCGCGGCGCCGUUGCCGAUCUUUGGCAACGAGACGCUGGCGGUGCCGGAGGAUGAGGUGGAGAUGAUGAGUAGUAGUUUGGAUGGGGUGAGAUUGGAGUAGACGGGGGGUAUGCUUAGCUUAUAGUUACCUUGGUGUGAGAUCUGGGGAGCGGGGGCGUUGCCCAUAACUGGGCCCGCUGACGACCGCCCUUCGGCCGACUUCGUGCUGCAUCUCCUUCCGUUGUGUUGCGCGAUCGUCCCCACGGUCUCGCGCGCUCCUCUGAAACCACCCUUUAAAAUUUUGUGCAUCCGUUUUUAUAUUUCAUGAGGAAAUUCCAUUUCAUUCACCAUUUGCUCAAGGACAAAGCCAUCGCUCAAAUCACAUCUAAUCGUC